This is a messenger RNA of Empidonax traillii (willow flycatcher), 1487 nucleotides long. It is a transcript of the gene MGME1, whose product is annotated as mitochondrial genome maintenance exonuclease 1. Gene Ontology annotation, molecular function: single-stranded DNA exodeoxyribonuclease activity. Lineage: Eukaryota; Metazoa; Chordata; Aves; Passeriformes; Tyrannidae. Gene Ontology annotation, cellular component: mitochondrion. Gene Ontology annotation, biological process: mitochondrial DNA replication. The record is from RefSeq and is a predicted model, not a curated record. The transcript has 7 exons. The coding region runs from base 326 to 1339 and encodes 337 amino acids.
ACUGGUUAUUGUCCAAAACUAUAAUUAGAGUGUGUCUCAUCGUGCAACACUUGAAGCAAUUCUGCCAGUCUUCAACCACAGACCCUUUCAGAGAGAAGGAAGACACUUCCCCAGAGGGAAAUAUCAAUUAAAUUCUGUUCUUUGGGGGCAAGAGUAGAUCCAAACCACUCCAUUUCUUUCUUGUAAAUGGCAGCAGUGGACAAACUCUCCUGGUGGUUCAGUUCAUAGAGUGCACAAACAUUUCCACAGGGGGGAAAUAUUGUAACCUCCAGAUGUUCCUAACAGAAGAAAGAAAACUAACCAUUCACAAACACUUCUUACCAGAAUGCAAUUCCUACAGAUACUGUCCAGGAAACCAGGGAAACUGGAAAUGCUUUUUCAAAUACCAUUUUGUCAAAAGCAGUUCCCAUACACCUGUCUGGCUACUUCUGCAUGUAUUUACAGUAAAAAGAAAAAAGCAAACGGUUACGAACAAGUUGACCAAGAAAAGUACAAGAACUUGGUCUACUCUGUUACGUCUUACAAGAGCAGCGCCCAAACACCAGAGACAUUAUUUGAAGAAGACAAUUUGUUAUAUGGGCCACCGGAUAAACACAGACCUCCAGUUAAAGCUGGGACAAAGACUCCCAAGAACUGGGUUCCUUUAAUAAACCCCGACAAGAGAAUUCCUCCUCUCAACAGCGAUUCAAACCUCCCCAGGAAAAUCGCGUUACAAAAAACGAAAAUGCCCAGUGUUACCCAUAUUCUUCAACAAACUCUCUCUCCACAGCAAGUCUUUUAUUUAGAAAGAUGGAAGGAGAAAAUGAUAGCGGAACUUGGAAAAGAUGGUUUCGCAAAGUAUACCAAAAAUCUUUUCCUCCAAGGAGAGCUCUUUCAUUCAGCUUUGGAAUCUAUAUUCCUGUCUGAAGAGAUGGCAAUUAAGGAGAAGAGCAAAGAUGGUGUUAUUUCUGGUUACUUAUCAAGUGUGGAACAUGUCUUAGAAGAUAUCAGCGAAGUGAAAGCUCUGGAAAGUGCAGUUCAUCAUGAGACCCUUCAGUAUCUGGGCCUGGUAGACUGCGUGGCAAAGUAUCGAGGCCAAUUGUGUGUGAUUGACUGGAAAACUUCAGAGAAACCAAAGCCGUUUCUGAAGAAUACUUAUGACAACCCAUUACAGGUUGCAGCAUAUAUUGGAGCCAUAAAUCAUGACGCCAACUAUGACUUCCAGGUUCGCUGUGGACUCAUCGUGGUUGCCUAUAAGAACGGCUCCCCUGCGCACUCCCAUUUCAUGGAUCCUGAUCUGUGCCUGCAGUACUGGAAUAAGUGGCUUUUGCGCCUUGAAGAGUACAUGGACAGAAACUGAGAAGAAUCUAAGAAGAAGCACGUGGUCUGAGCAUAGAGACAAAGGAAGAAUCUUUUAAGUAUACCACUUUAAUUUACAUUCUUUUUUGAAUAACUUUGACUAAUUUCUUACCAUCGGGUAUUUUUUCCACCGUAAAAAGAACCAAAAA